Molecule: messenger RNA, 243 nt
Organism: Eimeria mitis
Lineage: Eukaryota; Apicomplexa; Conoidasida; Eucoccidiorida; Eimeriidae
Product: eukaryotic translation initiation factor 6, putative
Exons: 2
Coding region: 1-243 (80 amino acids)
Biological process (GO): maturation of LSU-rRNA; cytosolic ribosome assembly; assembly of large subunit precursor of preribosome
Cellular component (GO): nucleolus; cytosol; preribosome, large subunit precursor
Molecular function (GO): ribosomal large subunit binding
Source: RefSeq, a predicted model, not a curated record
AUGGAGGAUCUGUCGCAGCUUGUGCAAGUCCCCUUCACCGCGGGCACCGUCAACAGAGGCUCAGACCUUGUCGGCGCAGGUUUGAUGGUGAAUGACUGGGUGGGUUUCUGCGGUAUGGAGACGACGGCGACGGAGCUGGCGGUGGUUGAGCGUAUAUUUAAGUUAACAAACGGGGAGCAGCAGCAGCUGUCUCUUAGAGAUGACCUGAAACUCAAAACUUCUCUUGUUGACUUUCUUAGUUAA